Messenger RNA from Sipha flava (yellow sugarcane aphid), 842 nucleotides. It is a transcript of the gene eIF3k, whose product is annotated as eukaryotic translation initiation factor 3 subunit K. Lineage: Eukaryota; Metazoa; Arthropoda; Insecta; Hemiptera; Aphididae. Gene Ontology annotation, cellular component: cytoplasm; eukaryotic translation initiation factor 3 complex. The transcript has 4 exons. The record is from RefSeq and is a predicted model, not a curated record. Gene Ontology annotation, molecular function: ribosome binding; translation initiation factor activity. The coding region runs from base 164 to 811 and encodes 215 amino acids. Gene Ontology annotation, biological process: regulation of translational initiation.
AAAGUCGUACGACUGUGUAGAUUGUGUCGCCCACUACAUUAUAACAUUAAAUUAUUUCCAUGUGACGCGUGCUUGCUGCUGCCGACUUAACGACUGAACUCGAAUUAUAAAGUUUAAUUAAGAUACCUUCGAUCGUUUUCCGUUUUCGAUUUUCAACCAAACUAUGGCCGAAGCAAUGAGACGAACUGUUGCGUCCCUUCUGCAGGGCAUUGAAAGAUACAAUCCUCAACAUUUGUCUACACUCGAACAGUAUGUAGAAGUACAGUCCCAAGAGAACAUCUACGAUCUUGAAGCUAAUCUUGCUGUACUGAAGAUCUAUCAGUUUCAUCACGAUUAUAAUUUAGAUAUCACUGUCCAAAUAAUGUUGAAAGCCAUUACUAACUUCCCUCAUUCUGAUUUCGUACUCUGCAAAUGUCUAUUGAAUGAGAAACUGUGCCAAGAAGCUCCAUUAAGUCAAGUAUUAACUUUGGCUGAUCUGUUGGAAAACUGUAAUUUUAAAGAAUUUUGGUACCAAGUUCAUGCUAUGCCUGAACUUUAUGUUAAAGUCAAUGGAUUUUUGGAUUCUGUGCGUAAAUUUGUUUGCCAUGUCAUUGGUAUUACAUUCCAAUCUGUUGAAAAACACUUUCUUAUGGAAUUACUUGGAGGUGUUGAUGAUGCAGUUUUAAAUCAAUGGAUGCAGAAAUACAAUUGGAAGGCAGUGGAUAACAAAUAUAUAUUUGUUUCAAAUCAAGAUGAAAACAUCAAAACUAAGAAUAUUACAGAAAAAAUUGAUUAUGAAAAUAUAUUGGGUGUUAUGGCAAGUUGUCGUUAAUUUCAAAAUACAUAUUCAUACAUUUACUAAA